Molecule: messenger RNA, 1865 nt
Organism: Frieseomelitta varia
Lineage: Eukaryota; Metazoa; Arthropoda; Insecta; Hymenoptera; Apidae
Product: protein phosphatase 1F
Exons: 7
Coding region: 687-1865 (392 amino acids)
Biological process (GO): negative regulation of protein kinase activity; protein dephosphorylation
Molecular function (GO): protein serine/threonine phosphatase activity; cation binding
Source: RefSeq, a predicted model, not a curated record
GGAAUGAUAUUGAAAUUACAAAUCGGAAGGAAGAUAGUAAUUAGACAAGACAGAGUAAGACAAUAAUUACAUAGAAUAAAGAGAUACAUGUUGCACUAGUAUACGCGGGCGAAACGGCAAAUGCAGAGAUCCGUGUCGGGCAUGCGCAGUAGGUGACUCGGUGAAUUCCGUUACGAACUUUUUCUUCCGUUAUGAGAGUCAAUCCGCAAGUGGCCAGUGGCAAAAGAGGAAAGGCAAAAAAGCAACGCUGGACUGAUUGUGAAAGAAGCGGGAGAGAUAGUGUUUGAACGUCGCGGCAAAUCCUCCCCACUUCUUCAAUGAACGCACAAUAGAGAAACGCGUUGUUCGAUCGGGCUCGUAGUGUUAUGUGCGUACGCGAUGUUGAAUGAGAGACGUAACCUAAAUACAAAUAUCGCCUAUCAACAAAUAUCGCCUAGUUUUGGAGCAGAGGACAGAAACGUCCAAAUAUACGCACAUAUUUUUGCUAUCUUUUUACUGUUCUUCCUUUCGUAUUUGUAUCUUCAUAUGGAUUAACUCGACUUCACCUGGUAAGAAAUAGCUAUCUAGGUAUCGUGUUAACGUUUCGGUGAACGUAAUCAACGUAGUACGUAUUGUGGUCUUCGUGCCCUGACGAAAGUGCGAGUCGGUAAUUUGAACCAAAUAAUUUUUAACCAAGAGGAAAAAGAAUGGCGGAGGAUUGCCCCGAUGGUGAUUAUCUCGGCGCGUAUAGCCGUUUUUUCUCCGAAUUCGUCGCUAAAGUAAACCCAUACGAUCAGCUGCCUGUUUCGGUAAGCUCGUACAACGUGACCGAAGCUGAGAUUGUCGGUGAAAUCAUCAACGUGACUCUACAGUAUCUCAACCAAACACAAUGUCCGGCAAGUUUACAAGCACACUUGGUUCAUCAAGUAAUACAAGAGAUCAAAUCCAUGUGCAAAAAACAACCAGAAGAUUGUGGAUUUAAAUCACAAGAAAAAACAUAUACUUCAUUAAAAUUGAUGCAAGCUAUUACUGGUAAAGUCAAUGAAAUAUGUACUCGCUACCUGGACAAUAGUAGAUUAGCGUUAUUGCCACCUCCUCCUUCUAUACCAUUACCACAAAUAGCAGCAGGAGGAAGUAAAAAUUGCAGAAGAAAAAUGGAAGACCGCUAUGUGGUUUUACAUGAUUUACAUAGUAUAUUUGGUAUUGAGGAUGAUUCUGUAGCAAAUUAUUAUGCAGUAUUUGAUGGACAUGCAGGACAAGAUGCAGCUGUAUAUUGUGCUUCUCAUCUGCAUCAAUAUUUAGCAGAAAGCAUAUAUUAUCCUACAGAUCCAGAGCGUGCCUUACGCGAUGCUUUUCUUACUACUGACAGACAGUUUAUAGAGAAAUCACAAACACAGAAACUAUGCGGUGGAACUACUGCAGUUUGCACUUUAAUAUUAAAUAAGAGAUUAUAUGUUGCUUGGGUAGGAGAUUCAACAGCAAUGCUAGUAAAACGCGACAAUGUUGUUCAGUUAGUGAAUCCUCAUCGGCUUCAUCGUGAAGAUGAAGUGCAAAGAAUACGGAAAAUGGGAGGAAUAGUGAUGCAGAGCAUGGGUACUAUGAGAGUUAAUGGAGUGUUAGGCGUUUCACGAGCAAUAGGUGAUGUCCGAUACAAACCAUGCGUAACAGGUGAACCUGAAAUUAAAUCUGUACCUUUGGACGGAACGGAGGACUUCCUGAUUCUUGCCACCGAUGGAUUAACUGAUUAUUUGGAACCGGCUGAGAUAUUGACCGUUCUCUACCAUGAAAUACAACGAAAUCCGAGUAAGUACACAGUACUUUGCAUUCGAUUCGAUAGUAGAUAUAUAUACGUAUUAUUAACGAUAAUAACUUACGAAGACACUUGA